UCCGCCUCUAGGAAGGGCUUCCGGUUGGAGUGUUUUGUCCAAGAUGGCGUCGGCGGCGUCGUCUGCGGAGCUGCAUCAACUCCAGGGCAGGCUGGAGGCCCUCGAGGGGCGCGUCUUCGGGGCCCCCGCCGGGAAGGACGCCUCCGGAUCCGCCAGGAAGAUAGGAGACGGCUUAGGCAAAGUACAGGUGACUUUGAACAACAUAGCAAGUAAAAGAGAAAGGGUUAAAAUCCUUUUCAAAAAAAUUGAAGACAUCAUAAAAUACUUGGAUCCUCAAUACAUUGAUCGAAUGGCCAUUCCAGAUGCGAUGAAGCUGCAAUUUAUCUUGGCAGAGGAGCAGUCCAUCAUGGCUCAGGUGGCACUUCUGGAGCAGGUCAGCAGCCUGCAACCUUACCUGGACAGCGCCCACAUCAAAGCCGCUCCUGAUCACGCGGCCAAACUGCAGCGACUUUCACAGAUCCACAUUCAGCAGCAGGACCAGAGUGAAGCGGUGACGGAGAACGUCCGGUUACUCCUGGAUGAUUACAACACAAUGACGCUUCUCCUGUCUAAACAGUUUGUCCAGUGGGAUGAAUUGCUGACCAAACUGGAAGCCGCAAAGCAAGUGAAGCCUGCGCCCGAGUGAAGGCAGGGCCCUGUGUCUCCUUGCAUAAUAUUUCCUUUUAAGAAAGCAACUUCUCUCCUCCUUUAGAUCCGAGAGCAUCAUCUCCCGGACCCUUGAGUUGGUGCCUCAAGAAUUGCUGGGAUGUUUAUCGGAAGCCAGACUUGUUUAUCAGAUGGUUGGCGAUCUUAAAGUGGAGCGACACCUCUGUCUGUGUGUUCUGUUUUUCUUCUUCUGACUUAACAAUUCCCCUUAAGUUAUUUUUUGCUUUCCAUUUAUCCCACCAGUUGGCAUUGCAUGACCCAUCAUUCUAGUUGCUGUUACUAUGGACCACAAUAAAACUCGAAUGACUCCCACAGUA
Anolis sagrei ordinatus is the source of this 962-nucleotide messenger RNA. It is a transcript of the gene DCTN3, whose product is annotated as dynactin subunit 3. Lineage: Eukaryota; Metazoa; Chordata; Lepidosauria; Squamata; Anolidae. Gene Ontology annotation, biological process: cytoskeleton-dependent cytokinesis. The record is from RefSeq and is a predicted model, not a curated record. Gene Ontology annotation, cellular component: dynactin complex.